AUGGGACUGUCCGACGGGCCCCGGCUGCUGUAUGCAGCGGCAGCGAUCCUGCUGGCGCUCGUGCUGCGCUCCGUCUUCAGCACACCCGUCCUCCGGCGCCACGGCGUCCCUUUGAGAAAACCGGCCGACACGCUGCCGCUGGCCGGCAAUGGCAUCCGCUUCCUGCAGGCGCGGCAGAAGCUCUUCUCCUGGUUUGUGCGCUGCCAAGACCACUUUGGCUACGAAACCUAUCAGAUAGCCGUGCCGACUUUGCCGCCAGGCGUCGUCAUCAGCGAUCCGCGCAAUCUCGACUUCAUCUUCAAGAGCGAGGGCACCCUCGUGAACAAGGGCAGCUUUGUCAAGGGCAUGCUGUGGGAUCUAUUUGGCCAUGGCAUCGUCAACUCUGACGGCGACGUCUGGCGCGUUCAGCGACGCGCCGGCCAGAGCUUCCUCAACACGGCCAACAUCCGCGUGCUCACCGACGUGGCCCUGCCGCAGUACCUGGCCGGCACGCUGGCCCGCCUGCGCGCUCUCGACACCACGGCCGCUGUCGAUCUCCAGGCCGUCUUCCACGAGCUGACGUCCUGCAUCAUGGGCAAGAUGGCCUACAACAUGGAAAUGCACGCCGAGGACGCCUUCUCUGUCGCCUUUGACCGUGCUUCAGCCGCCACCACGAAGCGCUUCCAGAACCCACUCUGGCAGCUGACCGAUCUGCUCUCUGGCAGCGGUGCCGAUCUACGUCGCCAACUGGCCAUUGUCCGGGCCUUUGGCCGUCGCAUCGUCGCCAGCGCCGUGGCCGAUCGAGCGGCUCAACUGGACCACGCCGACAACAAGCUGGACGAAGUCUCGGGCAGCCUGAUCCAGUCCCUGCUCGAGGCCAUCCCAAACCAGGACAUUGUCGCCGAUGCCGCCCUCAAUUAUCUCUCUGCUGGCAGAGACACUGUGGCUCAGGGCCUCACCUGGACGUUCUACAUGCUCACGAAGCAUCCCCGCGUCGUCGCCCAGAUACGUCUCGAGAUCGAGCAAUUGCUUGCCAGCAGCAACAACAGCCUCACCCUGUCUGCCCUCACGCCUGCCGCCCUGCCCUACGUCAUGGCCGUCUUCUUCGAGGGCCUGCGCCUGUAUCCGCCCAUCCCGUUUGAGAUCAAGCAGGUCGAGACCGCCGCCGGCUUGACCCUGCCUGACGGAACCUUCUUGCCCUGUGGUGCUCUCGUGCUCUGGUGCUCGUGGGCUAUGAACCGGUCACGUCAGACCUGGGGCGACGAUGCCGACGACUUCCGGCCUGAGCGCUGGCUGGUUGAAACGCCCCAUGAACAAGCUCGUCUCGUCGGCCGCAGCCCCUCCGAGUUUCCCGUCUUCCAUGGCGGCCCGCGCACUUGUCUGGGCAAGAAGAUGGCCGAGUCCAUGGCAGUGCAGAUCAUGGCCGCCGUCGUCUGGCAUUUUGACGUGCAGCCCGACAGCAGCAGCAGCCCUGACCGCGUCACCAAGACCAGUCUGACCCUGCCCAUGAACGACGGGCUGCCGUGUAUUGUGCGUGAGAGGGCCGUGUCAAUGGUCAUUGCGGCUUAG
Grosmannia clavigera kw1407 is the source of this 1548-nucleotide messenger RNA. Its product is annotated as cytochrome p450 monooxygenase. The record is from RefSeq and is a predicted model, not a curated record. NCBI's taxonomy places the organism in Eukaryota, Fungi, Ascomycota, Sordariomycetes, Ophiostomatales, Ophiostomataceae. The transcript has 4 exons. Bases 1 to 1548 code for a protein of 515 amino acids. Gene Ontology annotation, molecular function: iron ion binding; oxidoreductase activity, acting on paired donors, with incorporation or reduction of molecular oxygen; heme binding.